GAAAAAUGAUUCUUCAACAUCCACCUUGAAUUCCCCUCCUCUUGUUCCUUUGGAGUAAAAACUAAAAUGGAACAAACUCUCACCCAAAAUCCACCAUUCACAGCAGCCACCCAUAACGAUGGAAAGAAGCAUCUCCUCCUUGCAGCAUCAGGCUCCGUAGCAACCAUAAAAAUCCCUCUCAUCCUCCAAGCUCUCUCCCACCAUCCAUCCCUCUCCAUCCUCCUCAUCCUCACAAAUUCAGCCACCAACUUUCUAGCUGGUCAAAGCUCUGAACAACCAACCCUCCAAUCCCUCCGCGAUAUCCCAAACGUCGAUGGCAUUUUCCUAGACAAAGACGAGUGGGUACAUCCUUGGAAACGGGGUGGAGGAGUUCUACACAUCGAACUCAGACGAUGGGCGGAUAUUUUGGUCAUUGCGCCCCUGAGUGCAAAUACCAUGGCGAAGGUUGUGGGUGGCAUGGCAGAUAAUCUGCUUACGAGUGUGGUGAGGGCUUGGGAUGCUAGUGGGCUUGUAGAACAGGCAGCUUCUGGGGGAGAGCUGAGGAGGAAGCGGAUCUUGGUGGCCCCUGCUAUGAAUACUGCUGUAAGUGAACAUUCGUUGUUUACAAAACCGGUGCUUAUUUGUUGUAGAUGUGGAGACACCCUAUUACGAAAAGCCAGCUCAAAAUCCUGGAAGAAGAAUGGGGUGUUGAUGUUGAAGGGGGAUGGUUUGAGGUGUUGACACCACAAGAGAAGGAGUUGGCUUGUGGUGAUGUAGGUGAUGGAGCCAUGAGAGAGUGGAAAGAAGUCACUGAGAUUAUUGAGCAACGAUUGAGUCUUGGUCGGUAG
Molecule: messenger RNA, 827 nt
Organism: Hymenoscyphus albidus
Lineage: Eukaryota; Fungi; Ascomycota; Leotiomycetes; Helotiales; Helotiaceae
Source: the annotation of a GenBank genome assembly